Penicillium egyptiacum is the source of this 1101-nucleotide messenger RNA. NCBI's taxonomy places the organism in Eukaryota, Fungi, Ascomycota, Eurotiomycetes, Eurotiales, Aspergillaceae. The record is from the annotation of a GenBank genome assembly.
AUGAGUGUCUCAUCCCGUGCGCUGCUAGCUCUAGUAGCCCUUUCUUCCAUGUCGCUCGCUAAGGAAGUCGGUUAUUUCGACUCAUCCUCCUGCGCCGAUCCCAAGGGCUUCGCAAGCUGCUACGAGAAUGUAGACACCACGUACGCGAACUGCGUAAACAACAAUUGCGCCGGGGGAGGCGAAUUAUGCUACAGCUCAUGCGGUGGAAGCACAUCCUGCAUGAACGAGCAAUGUCCUGGCUUGGGAAUCGACUGCACCAAAGCUUGUGAAUGCGAAAGGUCCGCUCUUCAGAUCGAUUGCGCAGGGCAGAGUUGUUGGAACCGGGUCUACUCUUGCGAGUACCAAGCUACAGUCCUGGACUACCUCAGCUUCUGUAGUAGCCCCGACCGGGAUGGAUUACCGUACUGGCCGACGCCAGAUGAUGCCCCCGAUUCCUGUUCCUGCAACACCGGUCAAAUUGAACAAAAAGAAUACUUGAUUGUCAAUCAGAUGGAUGUGUGCUCAAACAACCAGACAAAUAUCGGUCGAAUAAUGACUGACGUUGACGCGAUAACUGAGUACGGUCAGGCAUGUGUCUGCUGUGCAUUCAGUGCUAUUAUCUCCGCUAUCUGGGGCACGUGCCCUGACACUCAGCCCUCCCUACUGGCCGCAGAUGAAUGGUUUGCCGGCCUUCUCAAUCCCGGCCACUGGGAAGACUGUGGACCCUUCCUCGAGAAGUAUGAUUGUGGCGGCGAUCUGGGAUUUGGUCGUAUUGACGCUGGUGGGAUCACCAAAUUCUACACUCCCGGCAGCCUGCCAACCAAUGGCACGAAAUCCUUGUAUAAUGUGGACGGCGUCAUCUCUAACCCCGUCAGUGGCGAUGUUUUGACAUGGACCUUUAGGUCAACGUUGGUGCACGCUGUCACUGUACCUUCGGCAGACGCUACUGUCACCGGUACAAAAGCCACCGGAGGCAGUGAUGUUACUGCAGCGACUGCUGCAGCGAGUACUGCGACUGGCAAGGCAGAGAGUGACGUAAAGCCUGGGAUGGGGUCUUCUUUGAUAGUUCCCUCCUGGACUAUCGCUGGCAUUGUUGGUAUCUUGGUUCUAUUGACUUUGUGA